CUUCGGUCCUGCACGCAGGCCAACUGCUUGCAGUCCGAAUUCUGUCAAAUGGCCUGGAUGUUUACAAACAAGUGUAGCCCGGUAUGAAGAUGAACAAUCAGUUGUUCAUCAGUGAAAUAAAGAAGAGGAAAUCCCUAUGGGAUUUGCGGAGCGACGUAUAUCACAACAGGAAAGUUGCGCUGAAGGAUUGGCGUGAUAUCGCGAACCUCUUCAAAAUAGACGUGAAUUUGGCAAAGAGAAAGUGGAAACAUUUGCGAGAUACCUUCCGAGUGGAACUAAGAAAGAACCAGUCGUACAUAACGUCUACCAUCGAGACGCAGCCAACUUGCUGGCCGCUGUACGACGACAUGGAAUUCCUAGCGCCGUGCAUAAAGCAGCGACAACUGAAGAACACCAACAUCAAGAUCCACACUUCACACUUCGUGAAAAUCGAAGAAGAGAACAUCAACGAGCAAAGCCUCAAAGACCUCUCGUUCAUCGAGGACGAGGCCAAUUCCUCGGAUUCUGAUAAAUCUAGCGAGGAGUGUUCCACCCGCGACGAGGACGAUGAAGAUCUGCUGUUCUUCAAAAGCUUACUACCUUCCAUCAAGAAACUCUCUGAUAAGCAAAAGUUUCUCUUCCAGCUCGAAGUCCACAAGAGCCUCUUCCAGUUUAUCUACGAGAAAUAAAAUUCACGCAAUGCUAAUGUUAUUUAUUAAAUAAAAAAAUAUACAUAUUCAACGAUCAAGGAACGUAUGUAUGAUUCAUACAUACAUACACGUAUAAAA
Molecule: messenger RNA, 767 nt
Organism: Nicrophorus vespilloides
Lineage: Eukaryota; Metazoa; Arthropoda; Insecta; Coleoptera; Silphidae
Exons: 2
Coding region: 84-668 (194 amino acids)
Biological process (GO): regulation of transcription by RNA polymerase II
Cellular component (GO): nucleus; transcription regulator complex
Molecular function (GO): DNA binding
Source: RefSeq, a predicted model, not a curated record